Molecule: messenger RNA, 1292 nt
Organism: Oryzias latipes (Japanese medaka)
Lineage: Eukaryota; Metazoa; Chordata; Actinopteri; Beloniformes; Adrianichthyidae
Product: sideroflexin-1
Biological process (GO): monoatomic ion transport; serine import into mitochondrion
Cellular component (GO): mitochondrial inner membrane
Molecular function (GO): monoatomic ion transmembrane transporter activity
Source: RefSeq, a predicted model, not a curated record
AGGCGGAUGUAGCCGUGUGUGGCCUCGGGCUGUUUUCAUGCUGUUAAAUGAAAAAUUAGCUGUCUGCAGCCUGUCAGGGACUCUUUCCGCGGACUCUCGGAGCCUACAGCGCUACAAACAUGGCUGCAGAGCUAUCAACUUCCAUAAACAUCAAGGAACCACGGUGGGACCAGAGCACGUUUAUAGGGCGAGCCAAACACUUCUUCACCGUCACAGACCCCAGGAACAUCUUACUGACUAACGAACAACUAACACAUGCACACAAAGUCAUCACCGACUACAGGGAAGGGAAUGUUUCUCCAGGGCUGACAGAAGACGAACUGUGGAGAGCGAAGUAUGUUUUUGACUCUGCUUUCCAUCCCGACACCGGAGAGAAGAUGAUCCUGAUCGGUCGCAUGUCCGCACAAGUUCCUAUGAACAUGACCAUCACUGGAUGCAUGAUGACAUUUUAUAAGACGACUCCCGCUGUUCUGUUCUGGCAGUGGAUCAAUCAGUCUUUCAAUGCAAUAGUCAACUAUACCAACAGGAGCGGCGACGCUCCAAUAACAGUCAACCAGCUUGGCACAGCGUAUGUGUCUGCCACCACGGGGGCAGUGGCCACCGCUCUAGGACUAAAUGCACUAACAAAGCAUAUUUCACCUCUGAUUGGAAGAUUUGUUCCAUUUGCUGCUGUAGCUGCUGCUAACUGUAUCAAUAUCCCACUAAUGAGACAAAGAGAGCUUCAACAUGGCAUUCCCAUCACAGACGAAAAUGACAACAGGCUAGGAGAGUCAACAAAAGCAGCACAGCAGGCCAUCUCACAGGUGGUGGUCUCCAGGAUCCUCAUGGCUUCUCCAGGAAUGGCUAUCCCGCCGUUUUUAAUGAACCACCUGGAAAAGAAGGCUUUUUUAAAGAGGUUCCCAUGGAUGAGUGCACCUAUUCAAGUCAGUCUGGUGGGAUUCUGUUUGGUGUUUGCCACUCCUCUGUGCUGCGCAUUGUUCCCACAGAAGAGCUCCAUGUCAGUCAGCCGCCUGGAGCCGGAGCUGCAGGAGAAAAUCCGGUCCAAUCACCCCGGAGUGGAGAGAGUGUACUUCAACAAAGGGCUAUGAGUGCACAGCCCCCCCAACCCAAACACUGUCAUACAAGCUGCAGGCUUACCUCCUCUGUCAGCUUUCCUCAUUCAGUGUGCCAAAGUUACGUUUUCCACCAUGAAGGACCAUCAUUUGUUCAGUUUGUAAGGAUUUUUUUAUCUUAUUGUGGUGGGUGUUCAUUUGAAAUGCUAACAAAAAUUCUUUCUGCCUGGGCCAGAUGAA